Messenger RNA from Acanthoscelides obtectus, 664 nucleotides. Lineage: Eukaryota; Metazoa; Arthropoda; Insecta; Coleoptera; Chrysomelidae. The record is from the annotation of a GenBank genome assembly.
GAAAUUCACUUAGGAUUGAAAACUGGAAUUUAGAGAAAACGUGCCAUGGUAAUCUGGCAACACCCCCUGUUGAAGAGAUUCGACCGCCUACUGCGAUUGAGCAGGCUCUGCGGGGAUUGAACGUCAUUGGAGUCCCUCGCGCGGAGUCGGCGUUAGUGUUUUGUUUUGAUCGCUUGUCGACCGUUUUCGUGCGGCAUCGUGUGGUCGGGGUCGCGCAGCCCGGGUGCAGUGCGCCAUGCGUGAUAAAAUGGCCGAGCUAAAGUUUGAGGCCCCCUUGGCCCAAUUCGAGGAAACGGACGAAUGGGGUUCCACCGAGUUCCAAUCCGCCAACCUGAUCAAGAACGAGAACGAACUGAACAACAUCAACCUUACCAAGAAGAAGAACAAGGACCUCAAUGACGUCCUGAACGAUUUCACGGAGGAUAUUCUGAAUAAUUCCAACCCCCAGACGAUAGUCGCCCCAAAACCGAAAAAUGGGCCUGCAAACACCACAACGUCUGUGACCGAUAACUUCACGGAAACAUUUUCCGGAUCUCUGGAGGAUCUGGUGAACACGUUCGACGAGAAGAUCACGAAGUGUUUCGGGAAUUAUGAGGAAUCGGUGGAGAAAUUGGCGCCUGUUCAAGUGCGGUCGCAGGAAGAAAUCAUGAACGAAUGCCAGUAA